CAGGAAAAUGAUGAAGCAAGUUCAUGAAAUAAUCAAAACCCAUCAGCAAGGCUCAUUAGAUAUAGUAUGUAAAAUAAUGAUAUACAGAAUCUUCAGCUUAAUAAUGCAUGGAAAUAAUUAAAAAGUUUUAGUGAGUUCCGGUUCGAAAAUCGAGAUUUUUACGAGAAUGGACCAAUAAAUAAUAAUGGCAAAUACUAGUAGUUGUAGAUGUUGGAUUUGUCAUAAAACAGACGAAGGAGAAUCAGAAGAUGAAGCGAAAGAAGAUUUAGACAUUGGACAUUAUUCUUAUAUACAUGCAUGUGAACAAUUAGUAAAUCCUCCGAUUCGUAAAAUAUUUGAACAAUUACAGACUCAUGAAAUAAGCGUUCAGUAUGUUGGACUUAACACUAACGAUGUCAUUGCUUUGGCGUACGGCCUUCUGCAUAACAGUAGGGUUGAAAGUGUCGAUUUAGAGGACAACCGAAUGAGUGAAGAUGGAAUGUUGCAUGUAAUAGAACUACUGAAUUACAAUAAUGUUAUAUCUAGCUUGAGUCUUUCAAACAACAGAAUGACGGUUAACUGUGCUGGAAUGUUGAAAGAAGCUAUAAGUAGCAACGCAUGGCUAACACAUCUGAAUUUAUCAGGUACAAAGUUUGGUGACGACGGAGCAAAGCAUUUAGGUUUAGCAAUAAGAUCUAACAUUUCCAUAAUAUGGAUGAACCUAAGUCACAACGACAUAGGCGUUACUGGGGCACAACAUAUCGGAAGAGCGAUUUCAAUAAAUGAUACACUAGAAGUAUUAGACUUGAGUUGGAAUCAUAUUAGACGCAUGGGAGCUCUAGCAAUAUGUAAAGGUUUACAGGAAAACUCUUCAAUUGUAAAUUUCAAUUUAUCCUGGAACGGCUUUGGUAUAGAGGGAAGCUUGGCUUUGGAGAAUGUAUUCAAAGAAAAUAUGUCUCUGAAGUGUAUUGAUCUAUCCAAUAAUCGUAUCAACUGGGACGGUCUAGUAUAUCUUACCAGAGGACUACGAAAGAACAAUGUUCUUAGGAUACUCAAACUUGGAGACAACCCAUUACCUGUUGAUGGGAUACAGAAUCUUUUACACGAAAUUUCAAGUCCGAGGAGUAACUUAACUCACCUGAGUCUUGAGAAUGUUCCAGUCAACGUCAAAAUUAUGGAGGAGGUAAAUAAGAUAGCUUCUAGACGUUUGUUUACUAUUACACAUGGCGGUGUGUUGGAUUCAACUGACAUGUUUGGUAUCAAAAGAGGUAGAGAGAAAAGGGAGGAUCCCUUCACAUUGUUGAUACGAUUUAUGGGGAUGAUGGGUAUCCGGAUAUUGGACUUAUUUCGCAUUUCCGAAAGUGGUGCACAAUCUGCAGUAUCAAAAGAUAACUUUAUUAGAGGGGUAAAGAAAGUAGGAGCUCCACUAAGUGAUAGAGAAAUUGAGUUAGUUGCAAAAAGACUUGCUCGAAAAGGAGAAAUCAGUUACAGCAUAUUGUCCAAUGGAGUACGAAAUCAUAUGAGAGAAGAGAAAAAAGAAGAUAGGCGCCAAGAAACAAUUGAAGUGAAAAAGCAAGAGCAUCGCAAAAAUUUCCUAAAAUCAGACUUAGGGGAAGUUAAACCCCCAGACGUGAAGGGACUAACAAUGUAUAAAACUGUGGCGGGUAAAAACUUCGCCCGAAUAAUGAGUUCCUCUAACAUGUUAUCUAGUAGGAAAGAAUCUCCAUCUCCAAGUUCUAGCCGUGUUUCGCUGUUACCAAGACUAGUAGACAAAAUAGUUACUAUCAAUAGAUCAGCCAAGUCAAUAUUAUCACAAGAAACGCACAGACUGGAAUCAGCCAAACGACGCAAACGACAAAGAAUAUUCAGCAUUGUCUGAAUUUGUUAUGCUUAUUAGUUUCGUUGUUAUUUUGAUAAAUAUAUGACUUGUAAAGAAUACCGCUUAUAGCCGAAUAACUCCGGAUUAACUGAAUAGCGUAUAUUUUGUUCUGAUAUUAUUCAAUUAUCAGAUAGCUAACGAAAAAGGGUAAACAACAAAAAUUAUAAACUUGCAGUCCACCAGCAGUGAUUUCGACUCAGUGCAAGAAAAAUGAAAAAAAAAAAGGAUUUGGUGCGGCAGCGUCAACACUGUAUUAGAAUUCAAUGUUUUAUUAGAGUCUCAUAUCUCAAUAAGUACAAUCGAUAUUUACACAUUGUAACACAAUACUAUAUAAAAUGAGAGCCAUUCUAUACAGACUUAUAAGAUACAAUUAAUAUAUAUAUAUAUAUACCAAAUUAAACAGAAUAAAAUAAUGUACUGUUUACAAUAAAUAAAAAAGAUUUUAGCACACACAC
This is a messenger RNA of Mytilus californianus (California mussel), 2313 nucleotides long. Its product is annotated as leucine-rich repeat-containing protein 74A-like. The coding region runs from base 185 to 1858 and encodes 557 amino acids. Gene Ontology annotation, molecular function: protein binding. The transcript has 13 exons. The record is from RefSeq and is a predicted model, not a curated record. NCBI's taxonomy places the organism in Eukaryota, Metazoa, Mollusca, Bivalvia, Mytilida, Mytilidae.